Plasmodium adleri (nom. inval.) is the source of this 1062-nucleotide messenger RNA. RefSeq names its product exonuclease V, mitochondrial, putative. The transcript has a single exon. The record is from RefSeq and is a predicted model, not a curated record. Gene Ontology annotation, biological process: interstrand cross-link repair. NCBI's taxonomy places the organism in Eukaryota, Apicomplexa, Aconoidasida, Haemosporida, Plasmodiidae. The coding region runs from base 1 to 1062 and encodes 353 amino acids. Gene Ontology annotation, cellular component: nucleus. Gene Ontology annotation, molecular function: single-stranded DNA 5'-3' DNA exonuclease activity.
AUGCUUACGACAUACAAUAUAAUUUGGAAAAAGGAAGAAGAAAAUGACAACUUAAAUAUAGAAAAACGAAAUAGGCUUUUUCAUGAACAUAUAAAAGAACAGAAGAAAGAUAUUGUAUCACCAUCUGAAUUUGAUCUGUUAGUAAAUGAUAUAGAGGAUUUAUUAGAAGAACAACAAAUUAACGAGACAGAAAAAUUAUAUAAAGAAUCUAAAUCUCCAAAUGAAAAAUUUAAUAAAAAAUACAAAUUAAGUAUUACAGAUUUGUCAGCUCAAUUAUGGUGUGAACAACAACUAGAAUUAGUGUUGACAACAGGAAAAAGAAGAGAAACAGAAGCUAUGCGUUUAGGUAUUGAGAGACAUGAAAUAUUAGAAAAAGCUGAUCACUUAAUUGUAAAUGUAGAAGUAAAUACAAGAGAAGAAUCUUUAGGUUAUCGUUUAUUAAAUAGUAUAACAUUAUUAGGACAAUUAUUUCAAACUAAAAAAGCUAGAGAAGUUUGGGUUUUUGGUAUUAUAAGAAAUUAUGUUUUAAGAGGUAUUAUUGAUGAAUUGAGAAUUGAAUAUGAUAAUGUUACUAAAAAAGAAUAUCUUAUUAUAUCUGAUACAAAAACAAGAAAAGAAAAAAAAGAACCUUCUCUAGCACAAAAAAGAACUUCAGCAAUACAAGUUCAAACAUAUUGUUUUAUAUUACAACAAUUAAAAAAUGGAAAAGCUGAUUUUAAAAAACUUUUUGAAAUUUAUGAAUGUGAUCCAUUAUUUGAAUUUACUGCUGUUGAUCUUGUCAAAUAUAAAAAUUUAGAAAACUUAUCUAUCGAAUUAAAUAAAUUAUUUAUGAAAUUACCAAAAAUUAAAGAAGAAAUGGAAAUUGUAUAUGAACAUGAAGGAAAAGAAUUUUCUAGAAAUUUAAUUCCAUACUUUUAUCAUUCUACUUUAUAUACUAUAAAUAUAUUACUCGAUUAUUGGGAUGGAAAAAGAUCAAGUGAUGUUGUAGAAAACUCCGAUAAAUGGAAAUGCAAAUUUUGUGAUUUUGUAAAAAAUUGUGUCAGAUGUCCCCUAGAUUACUAA